This is a messenger RNA of Akanthomyces muscarius, 294 nucleotides long. RefSeq lists its product as uncharacterized. The transcript is spliced from 2 exons. The coding region runs from base 1 to 294 and encodes 97 amino acids. The record is from RefSeq and is a predicted model, not a curated record. Lineage: Eukaryota; Fungi; Ascomycota; Sordariomycetes; Hypocreales; Cordycipitaceae.
AUGGCGCCAAUCUGGCCACUCUUACCUUCUGCGCUGCCCCCGCAUGCUGCCUCGUGCAUAUAUUGGCCAGACACACAAGACAGCAGGUGCCAGGUUUUCACGGCGUCAACAAAUUCGGACGAAAACGAUUCACAAGCCGAAUUCAGAAGCACCCUUUAUGAGUGUAGCACCGCUGUGGCGGGCGCCACAGCGCCUCUCCCUUCUUCUUGCCACAUCCAGGUUCUCUCCCUGAUGAAGCCGCGCCCGCUCAGCGACAUUUCUCUAUUUUCGUCCACUCUGCGAACCUUCACAUGA